Molecule: messenger RNA, 381 nt
Organism: Fusarium proliferatum ET1
Lineage: Eukaryota; Fungi; Ascomycota; Sordariomycetes; Hypocreales; Nectriaceae
Exons: 2
Coding region: 1-381 (126 amino acids)
Source: RefSeq, a predicted model, not a curated record
AUGAGUUCUCGAAACUACCAAAUGCCCCUUGGAGCCUACAAUUCUGAGAACAUCUCUUCGAACCACACAUUGGCGAAUAUCGAAGGAGAACUUCAGCAAGAUGGAUCGAUACCAUGGGGCCUCAUUAUCUUUUACAUCCUUUUCUCUCUCUUUGCCCUACUGACGAUCCUUCGUUGGACAGAUCUGCAACUCAGCAUUCUCCUUGCUUUCAUCGACAGCGGCCGAUGGCGAGCAUACUUUGGAAUGGAAGCAACCAGACUACAUGGUCAGGGCAACUUCAAAAAGGUCCAAAUUGGGGGCAAUGCUCCGUCGGUGAAGGUGGUGAAAAAGGUUCGAUUCUACGACGAUACGACUAUUGUUGAAGACAUUGAGCGGAUGUAA